This is a messenger RNA of Phyllostomus discolor (pale spear-nosed bat), 5233 nucleotides long. RefSeq names its product glutaminase (gene GLS). Gene Ontology annotation, biological process: L-glutamine catabolic process. The record is from RefSeq and is a predicted model, not a curated record. Bases 1 to 1824 code for a protein of 607 amino acids. Gene Ontology annotation, molecular function: protein binding; glutaminase activity. NCBI's taxonomy places the organism in Eukaryota, Metazoa, Chordata, Mammalia, Chiroptera, Phyllostomidae. The transcript has 15 exons.
AUGAUGCGGCUUCGAGGUUCGGCGAAGCUGCGGGACCUUCUCCUGCGGCCGUCCGCUGUCCCCAGCGCGGCUCUGAGGCGGGCGCAGCCUCUCGUCACGCUGUGCCAGCGCCCCCGUGGCGGCGGACCGGAGGCCGCCGGGUCUGCGGCCGCCGCGCGGCUGUACCCGUGGUGGGGCGGGGGCGGCCGGCCGGCAGGGCUCCUUGCCCGGGGCUUGUCCAGCUCCCCCUCAGAGAUACUCCAGGAAUUGGGCAAGGGGGGCACCCAGCAGCAGCAGCAGCAACAGCAGCCGCCGCCGCAGCCAGGGGCGUCACCGCCUGCGGCCCCGCCAGCGCCCGGCCCCAAGGACGGCCCCGGGGAGACGGAAGUGUUCGGCAACCGCGAGGGCAAGGAGCUGGUGGCCUCAGGAGAAAAUAAAAUAAAACAGGGUCUGUUACCUAGCUUGGAAGAUUUGCUGUUCUAUACAAUUGCAGAAGGACAAGAGAAAAUACCCGUUCAUAAAUUUAUUACAGCACUCAAAUCUACAGGAUUGCGAACGUCUGAUCCCAGGUUGAAAGAGUGUAUGGAUAUGUUAAGAUUAACUCUUCAAACAACAUCAGAUGGUGUCAUGCUAGACAAAGAUCUUUUUAAAAAAUGUGUUCAAAGCAACAUUGUUUUGUUGACACAAGCAUUUAGAAGAAAGUUUGUCAUUCCUGACUUUAUGUCUUUUACCUCUCAUAUCGAUGAGUUAUAUGAAAGUGCUAAAAAGCAGUCUGGCGGAAAGGUUGCAGAUUAUAUUCCUCAACUGGCCAAGUUUAGUCCUGAUUUGUGGGGUGUAUCUGUUUGCACAGUAGACGGACAGAGGCAUUCUAUUGGAGAUACCAAAGUUCCAUUUUGUCUUCAGUCCUGUGUAAAACCUUUGAAAUAUGCCAUUGCUGUUAAUGAUCUUGGAACAGAAUAUGUACAUCGAUAUGUUGGGAAAGAGCCAAGUGGAUUAAGAUUCAACAAACUGUUUUUAAAUGAAGAUGAUAAGCCACAUAAUCCUAUGGUAAAUGCUGGAGCAAUUGUUGUGACUUCAUUAAUAAAGCAAGGAGUGAAUAAUGCUGAAAAAUUUGACUAUGUGAUGCAGUUUUUGAAUAAGAUGGCUGGUAAUGAAUAUGUUGGAUUCAGUAAUGCAACGUUUCAGUCUGAAAGAGAAAGUGGAGAUCGAAAUUUUGCAAUAGGAUAUUACUUAAAAGAAAAAAAGUGUUUUCCAGAAGGCACAGACAUGGUUGGUAUAUUAGACUUCUAUUUCCAGCUGUGUUCCAUUGAAGUAACUUGUGAAUCAGCUAGUGUGAUGGCUGCAACACUGGCAAAUGGUGGUUUCUGCCCCAUUACUGGUGAAAGAGUACUCAGCCCUGAAGCAGUUCGAAAUACAUUGAGUUUGAUGCAUUCCUGUGGCAUGUAUGAUUUCUCAGGGCAGUUUGCUUUCCAUGUUGGUCUUCCUGCAAAAUCUGGAGUUGCUGGGGGCAUUCUUUUAGUUGUCCCGAAUGUCAUGGGCAUGAUGUGCUGGUCCCCACCUCUGGACAAAAUGGGCAACAGUGUUAAGGGAAUUCAUUUUUGUCAUGAUCUAGUUUCUCUGUGUAAUUUCCAUAACUAUGAUAAUUUGAGACACUUUGCAAAAAAACUUGAUCCUCGAAGAGAAGGUGGUGAUCAAAGGCAUUCCUUUGGACCAUUGGACUAUGAAAGUCUCCAACAAGAACUUGCUUUAAAAGAGACAGUGUGGAAAAAAGUGUCACCUGAGUCAAAUGAGGACAUCUCUACAACUGUAGUAUAUAGGAUGGAAAGUCUGGGAGAGAAAAGCUAAAGAAAUGGGGUUUAGUUUCACAAUGUUCUCCAUUUAACCUUUCAAUAAUCUUCAGUUUUUUUGCAUACUAUAAAUAUUUAUUUGAGGUUUUUGUGUUCUCAACUUUGAGUGCUGGAGCCAGAAAGCUGUCUUUUUUUUUUUUUUUUUAUCUUUGUGUAAAACCAAUAGAUUAAAAGUGGAUUUGUCAAUUUUUAAAAAGUAUUUAUAAAUAAAUAAAGCAAAUUUGCUUUAUUUUAAAAAAUGCAAAAGAAAAAAUUUAAAAAAUUUUUUCUUGGUAUAGUUAAAAAUUUAACUCUAGAGUUAAAAUAGUAACAGAAAUUUAAAAUAGUAACAAAAAUUUAAAAUAGAACAGAAAUGUGUAAUUUCUUGGUUCUAAAACUCACAUUGAAUUUGUAAGUUUCAUUACAUUUUGUUUUUUCUCUUCCUAUUUUAAAACUGAUAUGAUGUCUGUAGUGGCAAUAGAAAGUAUUUUUAUGCUAAAUAACAAAACUUUUAAAAAGGUAAAAUAAUGAAUCCUAAAUUAUUUAAUAUAACAGUAGAUUAUAAAAUUAGCUCGUUUACAUUUUAUGCCAUUUUUAUUAAGUCAUGUCUUAUGCCACUUUGUAAGUCAUGUCUUUGCUUUUUUACUUUGCAACUCCUAUGUUCUGUCAGAAUUGUCAUGUACAGGAGUGUCUUAUGUUACUAAAACAUUCCAGCCAAAGAAUUGCAGAUAUAAGGUAAUGACAUGUUUCACUGUCAAAAAGCUUUGAUUACUCAGGAGCAGUAUUGAGUAUCUUCAAGUGAAAUGUUUACCUGAGCAAUUUUAUCUUCAUAUUAUUCACUUAACUUUUCCUGUUAUAUUUAAAUAUAAAUGGUGAAUCUUGGUUUUUAGCUUUUAAUGAUUUUAUUCUAAUAAUUUCAAAAAUGUUAAUGAAUCUUUCAUGAUAAAAUAUAGUAACAUUUCAUAAACUGUUCUGUUUGAACUCUUAUAAAUUACUUAGGAAAUGAAUUAAGUCUGAAGGUAGUAAUAAUUCUACUAAAGUAUCUAUUAGGUCUGAAUCCUUUCAUUUGGUUAUAAAAAUAGAAUAUUGAGAAUCAAAACUUAUUUGUAAAAGGACUGUAGAUUCUAUACAACCUGAUUUCAAAUAAUUCACAAUAUUUGAAGUCUGUUUGGCAAAGAGAUUAUAAAAUUCUACAGGACCUAUUCACACUUCUUCCGUACUCCAUAUACCUCUCGACUUCUCCUCACAGUUUCCCAAAGCUUGAAGGUGUUUUUUGUUUUAUUUUUUUUUUGUUAAUUCAUUUUUAAACUUGUAGAUUUUGGAGGGGCAGGGUGAGGUCUAGAAUGAGAAAUUGAUAGUUUCUUAGUAUCACAGCAUAUAUGUGCUAAGGCAAAAUCUGUAAACGUAAAUACAAUAUAGCAAAAAAAGAUUUCAUUGGAUCAUUUAGAUACUAGUGCAAAUAUAGAUAUAGAAAAUCUUGGUCAUAUGAUAUCUUGAGUUUGGGAACUAGGAUAUUAGGAAAAAAUUUCCUCUCAAAAGGUGUUGUUCAAAAGCCUUUGGAGCUAACAUAAGUAUUAAAACUUAGAAUAGUUAAAUAAUUGUAUGUUAAGUUUUAGAGGAUUUUACCAAGGAUUUUAUGGUUGUUUGAAUGGUCCUCUAAUGUACAGAUGCAUAUCCUAACUGGAUGCUUCUGGUUGUGCUGUUUAUACCUCAUCUCUGCUAUACCUUUGGACACUAUAAGUUUCACCAGGGCCAUUUGUGGUUUGGGGAACUGAACACCUUCACUGAUAGCUUGCCAAAAAGGCUUUAGUCACUGUCCCUCCCCCACCUCCCUCCCCAUAUGCUAUAAAUUGUUACAUUUUACUAUUUUAUUUGUAAAUUAGUUUUACUUUAUAAAAUAAAAAUUUAAUGUUUAACACUGUAUCCACAGAUUUCAAAAUUGUUGUUAAUUUGUGGCACUUUUAUUAUGUUGGUAAAGCUUAAAUGUACACUCACCAGUAAAGGAGGGUUAUCUAACUUAUUAUGUUUAUAAAAUCUUAUUAAGGACGAGCAUCCCAAAAUUUUGUAGGACAGUAUAAAUGGAAGAUGACGGAAGAUAAUUGUGAAUAGGUCCUUAAACUUUACAGUAAAAAAGAAAGAAAAGUCUUUGCCAGAUCAACGACAUUAUUUUAAUUCCUUCAGUGUUUUUUAACACAUUUUCAAAUACAGUUCUUGAAAAGUACCCAGUUAUUGUAGGAUUUAAUGUUUCAUGCCAUUACUGAUUCUUGAUAUUCAAGCAUUUAGAAGUUAGCAUAUUUGUUUUUCUUUUUAUUCAUCAUUAACAUUUCAUUUGAAAUGCAUAUCCUUCUUGAAAUACUUUAUUUUUAGCAUAAAUGUUGUGCAUUUUAAUCUUCGUGUUUGGAUUAAAACAUUUGUGUUAUUUAGCUUUCUUUCAUUUGCUUUGUAUAUUUAAUAAUGUAUCUUUUAUUUUCUAGUAUGCAUAUUUUUUGUAUUGUACAAUAAAUUUAUUUUAAGCUGAUUUUAUUGUUUUUUUUUAUGAAAGCAUCUACAGCAUUCCUAAGUACGACAGUUGGAAUUUUAACUUUUAAAAAGUUAUCCUUUAUGAAGAUACUGUUAAAGUGCUUUAUGUUUUUAAUUACUUCUGAGGCUGUGGUGAAGAGAAAACUAGAAAUACUCAAAAGGGCUUCAUCCUUUGAUUUUUUUUUUUUUAAUGCAGUGUACCGUUGGUGGGAUUUGGUUAGGGUGGGUGAGUGGGAGUUUUCCUAUUGGUUGUAGUAAGAGUAUUUGAAUAAAGCCUUUCUUACUAAUUUUUUUUUUCUAUUUGACAACCUAAAACACAAAACACUAUUUGCAGGUUCUUUCUGCUUUCUGAGGAAGAGUAUCAUUGAUGUUAUGGAUAUGUAAUCUGUUACCUAGAGUAGGAAAAACAUAUUGCUAAAUCAAAUGAAGAGUAUCAUAAUCUCAGUAGAAUUUAUGUUGAGUGGGGUAAUUACAAUACAGAAAUUUACCUUAGUUAUUUUUAAGGGAUUUAAGUUUUGGAAGAAACUAAAAUUAAUUUAAAUUAAAUUUUGGUAUAUUUCCACAGCAUGGUCCAAAUUAUACCUAGUCUUCAUGAACUGUAGAUCAAAUAUAGUACUUAAAAUUUUUCUGUUUGAUGAAAUCUGCCAGUCACAUCCAGAAAAGACAUCCCAAAUAUACUGUAGAUGUUUUAAAACUGUUUGAAAGGGAAAUACUGUUGUUUGCAGGAAUUGUAUUUAUCUGUAGGAUUUUUUUUUUCAUAAAGUUUUUUGGGGGCUAGUAAAUAAAGACUGUGUCAUGGUAUAUUCAGUGUGUAAUAGUUUAUGAUGAUUUGCUUUAAAAGAUACAUUGGGUUUUGUCAUAUGGUGGUGGUGGUGGUUUUUAACCAUUUAAUGCAAAGGGAGAGGUGA